Ilyonectria robusta is the source of this 2568-nucleotide messenger RNA. RefSeq lists its product as uncharacterized. The record is from RefSeq and is a predicted model, not a curated record. The coding region runs from base 1 to 2568 and encodes 855 amino acids. The transcript is spliced from 5 exons. NCBI's taxonomy places the organism in Eukaryota, Fungi, Ascomycota, Sordariomycetes, Hypocreales, Nectriaceae.
AUGUCUCAACCAGCGCCGAAACGUCGAGGCCGCCCCGCCAGAAAGGCGCCGCAAACCGAAGAGCAACGACUUGCGUCCCAACGCGCGCGAUCGCAGCGAUACUACCAACGACAACACGAGCAAGCCGUCAGUUCCCAUCGCACACCGGCCGAGUCGCAACAGGUGGAAUUUAUACAUCAUCAUCAUUAUCAUUGCCCACCCCAUCCGCCCGCUAUACCGUCGACUACGGAUCCGGUUAUUGGCCUCCACCUAGAGCCUCCGAAGCGGGCCCGGCCGGAGCACCGUGCAGCCCACCACCUGUGGGGGAUAAUGAGCUACAUGAUACACCAUCCCAAUAUUGCCCGGCUGAAGAAGAACGGAGUCAGUGUGGCCAGGAGAUACAGGAUCUCCUGCAAUCAGUUGAGAAAAGCCUUCACAUCUCAGUAUCAUCAGUCCAAGCUGAUGAUUGCGACGACGACGACGACGACAACGACCAUGAUGAUGGAUGCGACGAUGAUCGCGGAUUUAUCAACCACCCUCAUCAAAAUCCCCCCGUUCCUGAAAAAUCGAUCUCUACUCUCGAAAAAUCAUGGUAGCUUGGUCAACGCCGGCCGUCACCACUCCUGCAAUUCUCUGGGAGAUGUUAUCGUUCGGCUGGAUGGACUGAUCAAUGACGACCACGAUCAUCAUCCGCUCCCACAUGUCACCGAUCCUUCUUCUGAUCUUCUCGGUCAUGCCUCUCAACUCGAGAAUCUCCACGGUAGCGACCCUCCUUACGAUGCGCAACAGCCCAUGCACUCGCACUACCGUGAUUUCCGAGCAGCUUGUCAAGUCACACUUGAAGGAUCUUCAAGCGAUGGCACACCACCGAGUCUCUGCCUCCCAACCAGACACCGCCUUGCACAGCCCUUUACAGAUGACUUCAUUCAAAAGACCUACGACAUCGAUAGCAUUUGUAGUUUUCCCUCCUCCCUAGCUGUCGUCAAGUUAGGUAUCCAAUGGUACCCGCAACCCUAUGUCAUCUUCAACCUCACCGAUGAUGUACAUCUCAGCAUCGACAUUCCGAGCAAUAGCUUUCAUCAAACCAACGCUCAAUCGCAGGGAACUCCCGACCAACGACGACCGUUACAUCAUGUCCCUAAUUAUUGCUUGGGACGAAUGCAAGGCUUGGUCGAUACAUUCAUCUGGGUAUUCUUCCCAGCCUUAUGCUGUCGCCACACCGGUACACAUGACAACCCGUACAUGCGGACCUCCCUCCCCAGGGACCAGUACGCGCUUUGGUAUGACCAGAUCCUACUACCGGCGAUCACCGCAGCAGUCCAAGACCCGAACAUCCUUCAGUACAUACCAAAAAGCCGCCGAAUCGCUCAAUCCACCUCGCGCGCCCGGCAGGAGAGCAUCUCGACUGAGCGCCUCAACGAGCAGAAUGCGAAUGCUGACCAAGGGGUCCAAUCACACAUAGCGACGUUUCCCCAGUUCGCUGGCAUAAGACUCUACAUAGAGGCCAAGAACUUAAAGCUUGCCUACAUGCAUCCCGACAUCACUCAAACCAUCAGCGACUGGCGCAACCAAUGGAAUGCCGCCGUUGACGAGAGAUUCCUCGACCCCGGUAGUACAUACGUCGACAUUGGCCGUCAAUAUACCCCUCAAACUGGGGCUGUCGCCGAGGCCAAUGUGCUCCUCUGGCGUCGAUGUUGUCUGAAGCGCCUCUGGCGGCAGCGGCAGGCGUGGAGUCUUUGUUAUAAUACGAUGAGACUUGUUGGGCAAAACCCGCCCGAGCCUUCGGAGCCACUCAAGUCUGGUGUCUCUCCCUCCGCCAAGCCGAGUACCCCCGGCUUGGUCCCGAGUGGUGAAGACGUCAUUCCUAUCCCGUUCACCUAUGGGGUUCGAGCCGAAGAUCGCCUAUUGGGCGCUCCUCCAACGCAUCCUCCCUCACUUAGCUUCUUCCCAGACGGCGGCGAAACUGGUCAUCAUCAGACAUCCACCAACCGGAAGCCACCUUUCUUCACCAUCCAAUCGAGAACGAUGUCGCACUUCCUGCAUAGCAAUAUCAACAGGUAUUGCUUUCUCUUCGAGUACAUCAAGUCUCAGACCGGGCCUAGGUACUCUCUGCCUGAGACUAUCGUUAUGGCGGUGGCGCUUCGAAGCCUGUGUUUUAACAUGUCUGGUAUCAUCGCCAGGGAGUCAGUGUUAUGGAGAGAUCGGUGGAAAUCGACCCGACAUACCACCACGCGAGAUGGCCAGCGGCAGGAUAUCGAGGUCGAGCACGAGGGGCUUGGUCUUUAUAAAACCUCACAAGACUACGGGCUUGGCUGGUGGCUCCCAGGCAAAUUCGACUGGGAUAAUUGGCGAUUCAAAGGCGAUGCUGGUGAUCGACUGACUGUGGGUAAUGGCAUCCUACAGCGUGAUUAUGGCCGUCAAUGGAGGGUUAUCCAGGACAUCCGUGACGUCCACGCACGCAUGUGGCAGGCCCAGAAAUGGGCUCAGCGCUACUCCGUCCGAGAGUUGCCAACCAAUCGGUGCAUCUGGCUUGAGUACUUGUAUAGCACCGUCAUCGAGCUCUUCCAGUGUGACGUCUGGCGUCAUUAA